This is a messenger RNA of Apus apus (common swift), 671 nucleotides long. RefSeq names its product thymosin beta-15A homolog. Gene Ontology annotation, cellular component: cytoplasm. Bases 101 to 238 code for a protein of 45 amino acids. NCBI's taxonomy places the organism in Eukaryota, Metazoa, Chordata, Aves, Apodiformes, Apodidae. Gene Ontology annotation, biological process: actin filament organization; regulation of cell migration. The transcript is spliced from 3 exons. Gene Ontology annotation, molecular function: actin monomer binding. The record is from RefSeq and is a predicted model, not a curated record.
GCCGGGGUAUAUAAGGCCCUGCCCCACGCCACGAGCUCCAGCCUCACCUGGACGCGCCGAGGAGCGGGACGGGACGGGACGGACGGAGCUGCGCGGCAAAAUGUGCGACAAGCCAGAUCUCUCAGAGGUGGAGAAAUUCGACAAGAAGAAGCUGAAGAAAACGAACACGGAGGAGAAGAACACGCUCCCCUCCAAGGAGACUAUUGAACAGGAGAAGGAAUGUGUGAAGUCUUCCUAGAUUGAUGGCCUGGCAGAAAGACCUACCACUUGAUUAUCUUCUUUUUUUUUUUUUUGUUGGAAUGAAAUCAUGGUUUUUUUAAAUUUACAUAAUGUACAUGUAUAGAAAACAGUUGCAUCACCCAACCCAGUGUCCCACCUUGCUUUGGUGGGGGGGAUGGGACAAAACAUGGCCCUCAGUCCAUCAGAGCCUGACCCAGCCCCAUCUCUGCUGACUCCCCUUGACAGUGAUGAUCUCACUCUAAUGUGGGGAGGUGAGCAAGGGCUAUGGUGGCUCCUGAAGAUGGACCCCUUCUGCCUGCAGGAGUGGGGAUCCUUUCUGGCCUGGGUCUCUUACAUACUCUUCACUGAUGGUGUUCUGUAGGCUCACAGUUUUUUGUCUUCCUUGGGGGAAAAAUGAGAAGUUUAUUAUAAAAUAAAUGUAAUGACCUACC